This is a messenger RNA of Gigantopelta aegis, 1720 nucleotides long. RefSeq lists its product as uncharacterized. The transcript has 8 exons. Lineage: Eukaryota; Metazoa; Mollusca; Gastropoda; Neomphalida; Peltospiridae. The coding region runs from base 107 to 1720 and encodes 537 amino acids. The record is from RefSeq and is a predicted model, not a curated record.
GGGCAAAUAUUGUUAUUGUUUGAGCGGGAAUAUUGCUACAACGAGGAACGUUGAAGAAGUCCGAUGUCCUGGGUCGUAUGAUCAGUUCUGUGGAAGUGACACUACAAUGUCCGUUUAUGAUCUGGAUAUUCCUGAACGCUUACCGUUUGUUCCUACUAAUUAUGCCGCAUGUGGUUAUUUAUCUGGUUAUCGGAAAGCUUAUGACGGCGAUCUUUUCAAGCUGAAAUUUGACACAAGCUGCUCCUAUCGGACGAAUUAUUAUGCAUGUCCAGAACACGCGUUCACAGGCAAUGAACGCAAAUGCGUCAGUGGAGUGUGCAUAUCAUAUGGACAGGAAACGUGGGAAGAUGCGAUGGACGCAUGUGGGAACAAACUUAUUAAGCUGACUACUAAUGUCACACAGACCCUAAAGAGACUUAUUUCAGAUACUAAUUCAAAUUGGGAAGAACCAUACUACUACAACGAAUGGUCAGAAGGAUGGUCAAAACACUGGAUCGGGCUCAAACGACACGUGACAUGGAAAUGGAUCAAUGGUACUGAUUUCAAGUACAGACCUACCCGGAGGAGUAAUGGAUAUAGACCCAAAUGUAUCGCUAUGAGAAAGAGGUAUUCUGGAAGACGUAAAUAUUAUAUUGAAGCUGGAGUAGUGUCCUGCUCACAGAAGCUAAGAGCUAUUUGCCAAAUAUACAAACCUACGACAACAACCGCAUCUACGUCAACGUCAACCACAACCCGUACAACAUCUACAACGUCUACAACAACGCACGUCUUGUCUACUGAGAAGACUAGUCCCCCAUCAGACCAGACAGGAAACACAAGGACUACACAGACAAUAGCUGGUUCAACCGAAUCACAAAGACAAAUCAGCCCGAAGAGUGAUUCAAGUGGCAUGAUUGCUGGUGUUGCAGUUGGUGUAAUAGCACUGCUGGUAUUAGGUGGACUAGUUAUUCUUAUCUGGAUGAAAAGAAGCAAGAGAUUUCUUUUCAAGUCAGCUAAACUGGAUGAUCAAAGAAGAGCUGCAUUACCAGUCCAUGCUACAGCCUCAGUACCUAACACCUAUGAGCAAUAUGACAACAAUGCAACCAACAGAAUCCAAUAUGAAAAUGUGGCAUACUGUGCUCAGCCAAACACGAAAACCUUGCGUGGUCCAGUCGCUGUUUCGUCCAUCGACUACGACCUUGCUGCUGCAGAUGACGCACUACAAGGAACUCGUGUUUUAGCGGAUCUACCCAAUGGCGUCAGGCCACGUGAUGCCUACGAAAUGGCGGGUCCAGAUGACGCAAAGCCAGAAACGGCUUAUUCAGCAGAUUUGUCCAGUUACGCCUGUCCAGGUGAUUACUUUGAACUGGAGGGUCCAGGUGACUCUAGACCAGAAACAGAUGACUACGAACUGGAAGGUCCAGGUGACUCUAGACCAGAAACAGAUGACUACGAACUGGAAGGUCCAGCAAACAAAGCUUCUGAUGAAUACAACACUCUGCACGAGACACAACGAGACAGAAACCUAGAUCUGAACUACAGCCACAUUGGUGCGGCCGAGCUAACUGGAGAUCUGUACGACACGGCAGAACCUACACCACUUGGACGGACGGACAAUGAGACGUACAGCCACAUUAGAGGAGACAGAUUUGAAGACGAGGAUAUGUACAACCAUACGGACGGGUCUGAUGCCUUACCAGAGCUGUAUGAUCCAGAAUACAGCCACAUUGAUACACAGUAG